This is a messenger RNA of Racocetra fulgida, 567 nucleotides long. Lineage: Eukaryota; Fungi; Glomeromycota; Glomeromycetes; Diversisporales; Gigasporaceae. The record is from the annotation of a GenBank genome assembly.
AUGCAUAACAAAAAGGCAGCCGAUACUACAUCUUAUAUGCACGUGUUAGUAAGUCAUGUUUAUGAAUUGAUUGAUGUUCAUCAAGAAUUUGGGAUAGCAGCAUUUAACUGUUCAGCUAUUGAGAAAAAAAACCAUCUUCAGAGUAUACAAGGUCUUCAUCAACAUGAAACUCUUCGACAUCCACAUUAUAAUAUACCUUCUCUUAAUCUUAUCGAUCUUCCUCAGCAACAUAUUAAUGAGAUCAAAGAAACUUUAGUAUAUUUAAUUCAAACAUGGCUUAAAAUAAAUACAGCUAGUUCAGGAUCUCAAUGUAUUUUGAUUCCAUGUACUGAAUCAGAGUUUGUGGAAAUAUUUCGAGAUUUUAUAGAUCGCUAUUCACCUGGCAGUAAUCAAUACUUAUGCAUAUUUCAAGGUUCUAAUGCAUAUGAAACACUUGGCAAACUUUUAAAUCGACCAAAUUGGGGUGUACGAAAAUAUCAGCACGGACAAGAAAUACAAGUUACAUUUGUUGAUGAGUUUAUUACCAAUUCCAAAUCUCCAGAACAAACAGAACAAGUACAAUCUUAA